AAGUUCUUUAUGUACUCCACUCUUCACUUUACCACCAAGGAGGCAGAAAAUUUGAGAAAGAACUUAACCAACAUUAGUCCUCGAGGUCCAAAGAGAAAUGAUCUCAUAGCUCCGGCUCCAUCGAAGGAAAAUUUUGAUGAAAUUUUCAAGUCCAUGGAAGGUUGGGCUAAGGCAAACAUUUUACCAUUGUUGAAACCAGCCAACAAAUGUUGGAAACCUCAAGAUUUCCUUCCAGACGCUUCAUCAGAUGGCUUCCAUGACCAACUUAGACAACUUCAAGAAAGAACGAAGGGAAUACCCGAUGAAUACUUUGGGGUCGUUGUUGGGAAUAUGAGCACUGAAGAAGCACUUCAGAGCUACCAUUCGCAUAUAAACGGAACGGAGAUCUUCCAUGACAAGACCGGGGUUGAUGACACUCCUUGGGCUAUUUGGGCAAGAGGGUGGAGUGCUGAAGAAAACAGGCAUGGUGAUCUUCUUAACAAGUAUCUUUAUCUCUCUGGUCGAGUUGAUAUGAAGCAAAUUGAGACUACCAUUCAAUAUCUUAUAGCUGCUGGACAGGAUGUGGCCACAGCAAAUAAUCCAUACCUAUGGACCAUCUACACAUCCUUCCAAGAAAGGCAAGCUGCUAUAGUUCAUGGGAAUAUGGCCAGGCUGGCGAAGCAGCAUGGAGAUGCAAAUCUUGCUCAAAUAUGUGGGACUAUUGCUGCCGACGAAAAGCGUCAUGAAAGUGCUUAUACCAAAAUGGUCGGAAAGCUUUUUGAGUUGGAUCCGAACGGAAUGAUCAUUGCCUUGGCAUACAUGAUGAGAAGGAGAAUCAAGAUGCCAUCUUACCUAAUGUAUGAUGGGUAUGAUGAUCAUCUCUUUCAGCAUUUUUCUGAUGUUUUGAUGCGUAUUGGGGCGUUUAAUGCGUCCGACUACGGAGGGAUAUUAGAACAUUUGGUGAGUAAAUGGAAAGUUAAGAAGCUCACUGGGCUUUCAAGUGAAGGGCGUAAAACUCAGGAUUAUGUUUGUGAGUUAGCUCAGAGGAUUACAAGGCUGGAAGAAAGAGCUCAAUCCAAAGCUAUCAAAGAAGUUCCCACUGUUUCUUUUAGUUGGAUUUUCGAUAGAAAAGUAUAG
Molecule: messenger RNA, 1116 nt
Organism: Ziziphus jujuba (common jujube)
Lineage: Eukaryota; Viridiplantae; Streptophyta; Magnoliopsida; Rosales; Rhamnaceae
Product: acyl-[acyl-carrier-protein] desaturase, chloroplastic
Exons: 3
Coding region: 10-1116 (368 amino acids)
Biological process (GO): defense response; fatty acid metabolic process
Cellular component (GO): chloroplast stroma
Molecular function (GO): stearoyl-CoA 9-desaturase activity; stearoyl-[ACP] desaturase activity
Source: RefSeq, a predicted model, not a curated record